GUACAACGUCUAGAAGCUAAAAUCAAGUUCUGAAAUAAACACUUUAAUUUAAACUAGAUGGCACUAUUGUCACUAAUAUUCUUUACAUGGCUCAAUUCAAGAAAUUAAAGGUUGGAUAGGACUGCAUUUUUUGUCCUCCUUCAAUCCAACUUCUUAAGGACUUCCCAUGUAAUGUCAUGUUCAAGAUAAUAUUUCAUAACAUUAAAAAAAAAUUGCCUGAAGCAUUACUAUUGCCUGAAAUGCGUAUUGCUAUAUGAAAGAGCACCUCUUGUUGAAUGUGGCUUCUGGAAAAAACUACUACAUAAGUUUUAUUGAAUAAAAAAAUAUAUACUACAUAUGUACUGCCUAAACUGGUUAAAGAAGCCAAAUUUUUAUUAGAUUAAACAUUUUUUGAGACUCCUGUUCCAUCAUCAGAUUCCCAGGACAUCCAAAUUGGGAAAAUUCAAACAAAACAUUUUUUAAAGUUCCUUUGAACAUUUGAGAGGAAAUUUAAAUAUUAGAACAAAAUUAUCUAUUCAGUUCAACACACGUAAAAUUUUGGCUCCUUAAUUUAAUUAAUCAGUUUAGCAAUUGUUUACUUAUUUUUUAGUAUAUUAGUCAUAUGACACUUCUCUACAGCUAGUGUAGAUCAGUGGUUUUCAACGUUAUCAAUCUGUGAGCUUACACUAAAUCACAAAUGAACUGCAGAAUACCUAUGCCUGCUUGCUUCUUAUCCUAUACUGGCUUGUUCAAAGAAGAAGCAUUAGAUGUUUUAAUGAAUGUAACUGCAGACAAUGAAGAUUCAGGUAGAAAUGUCUUAUCAUCGAAUACUGCGUUUCAGUUACUGCAACAGGAAUCUUUGUAUUUGACAACAACUUGUCAUAAGCUAGAUGAUGUAUUAGGAGGAGGCAUUCCAUUAAUGAAACUAGUAGAAAUUUGUGGUUCUCCGGGAAUUGGAAAAACGCAAAUGAGUUUACAGUUAUGCAUCAAUUCACAGUUACCAAAGCAAUAUGGAGGAUUAGAUGGAGAAGCAAUGCUAAUUGAUACAGAAGGUAGUUUUGUUGUUGAACGUCUUAUUGAUAUUGCAUCAGCAGCUAUUAAUUUCUUAAGUUUGCAAGAUCCUAAAAUACAGAAUAUAAGUAUGGAUAAUAUGUUGAAAAAUGUUCAUGUUCGUCAAUGUAAAGAUUAUUCAGAACUUUUGGCUGUGAUAACCCUUUUACCUGAAUUCUUACGGGAACAUUCUAAGAUACGUCUGAUUGUUAUUGAUAGCAUUUCUUUCCAUUUUCGUUAUGGCUUUGAUAAAAACUACAGUUUGAGGACGAGAUUAUUAUGUGGGAUGGCACAAUCUUUGAUAAAAUUAGCAUCUGAGUAUAAUAUUGCAGUUGUUGUUACUAAUCAAAUGACAACUAAAAUCAUUGGCCCAAAUAAAUCUCAUCUGAUUCCUUCUCUAGGGGAGAGCUGGGGUCACAUGUGUACUAUUCGCAUUAUACUCUAUUGGAAAGAAAAUAAACGUUGGGCUGUAUUAUUGAAAUCACCUUGGAGAGAAGAAGCCAUCAUUCAAUUUCAAAUAACUACUGCAGGAAUAAGAGAUACAGAAAAUUGUUCAGUGCCAACAAAGAGAGAACUUUCAUCUCCCGAUACAGCCAAUCAAUUAAAAAAGUCAAAAAUGUAAUAAUUAAAUUUAAAAAGAACAUUUCAUAAAUUUUAUUUUUUAUCAAAAAUACUUAUUAACAUAUUCAAAUACAAAACUUAAUGACAAUUGCAUCUCCUUUACCAUUUUGUUUACAUAAUUUAUUUCAGAUACAAAGAUUCAUAACAACAUUACUUAUUACAGCAUUUCUAAAAUGGAAUGAUAUUUUAACUGUUAACAAUAUAUCAA
Messenger RNA from Centruroides sculpturatus (bark scorpion), 1858 nucleotides. Its product is annotated as DNA repair protein RAD51 homolog 3-like. The record is from RefSeq and is a predicted model, not a curated record. Gene Ontology annotation, biological process: DNA repair; reciprocal meiotic recombination; meiotic DNA recombinase assembly. The transcript has 7 exons. Gene Ontology annotation, cellular component: Rad51B-Rad51C-Rad51D-XRCC2 complex; Rad51C-XRCC3 complex; replication fork. Gene Ontology annotation, molecular function: crossover junction DNA endonuclease activity; ATP-dependent DNA damage sensor activity; ATP binding. Bases 677 to 1651 code for a protein of 324 amino acids. Lineage: Eukaryota; Metazoa; Arthropoda; Arachnida; Scorpiones; Buthidae.